Messenger RNA from Bipolaris sorokiniana ND90Pr, 1470 nucleotides. RefSeq lists its product as uncharacterized. The record is from RefSeq and is a predicted model, not a curated record. The transcript has 2 exons. Lineage: Eukaryota; Fungi; Ascomycota; Dothideomycetes; Pleosporales; Pleosporaceae. Bases 266 to 1378 code for a protein of 370 amino acids.
GGAUGGGUGGAGUUUGCGGGUGGAGUGUUUUGACAUACGAGGCUGUAGAGUGGUAGUUAGAAAGACGGCUUGCGUCAGCGUGGUCCCUGCGGAUAUUACGAUGAAUCAAGCUUUUUUAAUUGGGCGGGGGUAUCAACGGAGCUUCGAGGAACGAUGGUGCUUGCCUACAAUAGCAAGGUCGAUACCGGCCUGAUCCUUACCCUGUAUACAACCAUGUCUUCUCGAUCUCACUCCGCUGCCAAGUAGAUAAAAUCUGGGCUGUGAGAUGUUCAAAGUAAAGGUAAUUGAAGCCGCUCCCCCGCACAGCUUGCCGCUGGCAGUUACUCAUGCCCAGUCUCCAUCCACUUCACCCCCCACCUGCCUAGUGGACACGAUACUCAUGUCCAAUCGAACAUCAACAACAACUCAGGGUCAAGCAUUUGGACCUUUACCCCCUGAGCUGCUUCUCAACACCUUAGACAAGCUCGUGGAAACAUGUAACGAUCACCACCCUGUGGCACGCUCACGGUUCGACAUAAUAACCAGGACACUGCACUCGCUCACGUUAGUCUCGCGCAGUGUUCACCCGAUAGUUACUGAAUAUCUGUACUCAAAUUGCGUGUGGCUGGAUUCUCAAGGGACCUUGGGCCACUUUUGCGCGACGUUAGGACUGGAUGAUCAGCAUCAAACCACUGUACAAAAUAUCAAAAGACUCCCGAAGCCUACUUUCUCGCGGUACAUUACGUCAAUACACAUAUCGCCCAUACCAAAAAGAAACCUGUGGGAAGAUGAUUGGACACCCUCUAUGAGACUACCGGCAAUCAUCAACUUAUUUAAUACUAUUGGGCCUAACUUGAAAAGACUGCACCUCAACUUUAAUCCGUUCAUGUUCACUUGGGAUGAUACAGAAAUCACAGACUCGUAUCUCAUUGAUUCAAACAUUUACUCACGUAUGUUCCUUCUGGAGGAGCUAAUCAUCGGCUGCUACGUUGUCGGUCAUUUCCCCAACCCGCCACCGAAUAUCAAACGACUUGCCAUAGUUACUGAUCAUUUUGGAGAUGCAGAAUGGACCUUCUAUCGAUCUUCGCCAUCACUCAAAUCAUUGGUGUUCUUGCGGCCAUAUACAAUGACGGCUGAUGAUGUUGACACCCUCGUUGACUUAUAUCAGGGAGAAAGUCUGGACAUCAUUCUUGUUGACAUGCAUUCAUAUUAUACAACACCAGUCGGGACACGGAACUGGAAAUCAGAUCAUACGGUGCGGAUAUGGGAAGCUUCUAUGCCGUGGAGCCCGGGAGACCCAGCUGACCAAUGGAUAUGGGAUCAAGGUGCUGCAGGUACACUAUGGGGCCAGAAGCAGCGACGCAUGCCACCGUGGUCAGAAGUCGAAGGAGAUCAGUAGGAUCCGCACGCAGCAUUUUGGAUACGACAACAUUGCAUGACUAAAUUAAUGAUCAUAUCCAUCUAAUCCAGAUUCGCAUCGAUUCUGACGCU